Molecule: messenger RNA, 1026 nt
Organism: Penicillium antarcticum
Lineage: Eukaryota; Fungi; Ascomycota; Eurotiomycetes; Eurotiales; Aspergillaceae
Exons: 3
Coding region: 1-1026 (341 amino acids)
Source: RefSeq, a predicted model, not a curated record
AUGGCUGAGUCUGCAAUGAGAACCCGGGGUGCAGUCUCGGGUGCAGAAGGUUUCUGGGGUCGUUCUCUUGAUCGUACUCUCUCGUUCGAGGACCAGUCUCGCCGUGGUCGGGUUGAUUCCCGCGAGCUUGGAUACAUUAUGGAUGCCCGCGAGCCUCAUCGUCGCAACGAUUUCCACGAGUCCAGUCGCCGUAAUCUGGUCCUCGAGUCUGACCGGCGUUUGAACGGUGGUGAGUCCGGUCGUGGGCAUGGACAGGAGUCUGGUCGUGGCCUGAGUCGUGAUCAUGGCUCUAGCUAUUAUCGUGAUUAUGAGAGAAAGCACUCUCGCCGUGACUAUGACGCAAACGAGAGAGAGAAUGAUCGAGAGCGAUACCGUCGUCGAGAAUAUUAUCCCAACAAUUACCGUGAGGAAGAUUAUGACUCUUACUGUGGCAGGGGUGCCAGUGGCAAUGACAGACGCCGCUGCUUUAUCUGCAACAUACCGGGUCAUCUUGCAAGUCGCCAUAACGCAUGGGCACUCACAAAUCACAGACAUGUUGCCGGCAGCAUCGGCAUGACUGAACCGGUCCUCCUCUCCAUCAACUCCCGCGCUCAGAUGAGCAUCCUGCCUCAGCGCGCCCCUCCGCAGCAGGAGCUGCUGCCCGUAAAUCUCUCUGCUCUGGCCACUGCGUGGCAACAAUACCUGGCUCCUGGAAUUGACGAGGUGGAAAAUGCUCUGGCUACACUGCAGUCAGUCAAUGUGGCUAUGGGAGCUAUGGCUCCACAUGCUGAAAUCUCGGCAAUGGUCUCCUCGUGGGACAAGUUGAUCGCACCCGGAAGAGUCCGUAUGGAGCGGUCUCUGGCUGCCAUGGGCUUUAGCCCCGAAGGUGAUCGCCAAGAAGGUCGUGUAAGCUCAUCCACUACAACUGCUCGGGGCAACCAAGAGGAGCCAAAGUAUGCUGCCAAUGAGUCUGUAACUAUGAUGACCGAUGCUGUGGAAGUUGGGGCUACCAAUAUUGACACUGGUUAUGAUUUUGACAUCUACUGA